GCAGCUGUUAGGUCAGGGCUAAUCUUCCUCAAAAGAAAAAAGUCACAAGCGCAAAAAAUAUCUGGUAGGCUCAGUGCCGCAGGGAGAGAGACGUCUCACCUGGGAAACUGCUGUCCCCAGAAAGAAGGGUUCCUGCCCAUCGGCCUUGAGGGAUGGGCAGCAGCUUCUCAGACCUGGGCAAACCUGAAAAGGGCAUUCUAGGGGGAGGGCACAGCCUGGGCAAAGACCUGGCGAUCGGUAAGUGGCCGGUCUGUCUCGGGGGCUGGUGUAUCAAGUACCUGGAAAGGGGCAGAAGGUGGGCUGGGCAUUUGCUGGUAGAGAAAGCCUUCCUAAAGAGGAGAGAUGGGUGGGUGGGCACCUGGGGAGCUUGAGGUGGCCUGUUGUACAAACGGGGAAACUGAGGCUCAGAGCACAUCAGGCAAUGAGUGUAUGGUGGAGCCAGAAUUUGAACCCUGGUCUGGCUGGGCCCACAUACCUCUCAGCACGUGGCCACAUUGGGCCCUCGCAGGAACAGGCCUGGGAAGGGGUCUAUGGAGGUGGGUUUGAAGGUUCCCCACCGGGCAUCAGUUUCCCCGUGGGUAGUAGAGGGACCUGUGGACAAACGGACCCCCAAGGCACUUUCUCCAACUGGAACAUUCUGGGUUUCCAGGAUUCAGAGCCACAGGUGGGUGACACACCUCACCCUCAGGCCCCAGGAACAGCCUGCAGAUCCCCAUGCUGCCCUGCACCAAUGUAGCCUGUGGCCCCAGUGGAGCGUCCAUACACGUGACCCCCCAGAUGCUCACACCCCAUCCUCAGACCCCCCCCAGCCUCCAGCCAACAUCUCUCCCCCGGGGCAUGCUGGCCACCCUGCCUCAGGCAGCCAGAGGGUAGGCGACACCCUGCAGGCUCCAGGGCCCUACCUGUGUCUGGGGGCCUGCAUGUAUUGGGGGACCAGCAUGGAUUUGGGCAGUCUGCAUGUGUUGAGGGUUCUGUAUGUGUUUGGGGGUCUGUGUGAGGAGUCUGCGUGUGUAGGGGAUCUGAGUGUGUUUGGGGAUAUGUGUGUUUGGAGGGCUAUGGAUUUGGGGGGUCUAGAUGCACAGUGGACCGUAUGUGUUUUGAGGACUUUGUAUGCAAGGGUCCACAUGUGUUUGGGGUGGUGCAUAUGUCUGGGAGGUCUGUGUGUGUUUUAGGCAUCUGCGGAUUUUGAGGGGCUCUUCCAGUGUUUGGGGGUCUCCCUGUGUGGAGAAUCUCCCUGCCCCCAUCUAUCCAUAUGAGGAGUGGGCCUUCUCUGUCCCUCUCCCUCUAGCACCCCUGCCUGAAUCUGCCUGGGGCCCUCACUCUGAGCGGGGAUGCCCCCGGGGUUGAGGAGGGGUGACCCCCAAGGCCUUCUGGGGGGGGUCAGGGCCCGUGACCAGGAAGUUUGCCUGCACAGGGGAAGGAGGGAUGGAGUAUCUACAGAGCACCUCCUGCGAAGCGCCCCCAACUUGGGGAGGCGCCCCUGACUCCCCAUCUUCUGGGGAGAGAAUUGACUAGUUUGGCCACACAGGAGUCACUGCCAGAGCCCACUGUCUCCCCAGGGCAGAUGCUGGGCUCCAGGGGCCACUGUGGGCUGAGCCAGCCCCCAGGUCACCCACAGUGCCCCUCCACCUGGGGCACCAUCCCCCCAGGCCUCCAGGGAAGGAGGCGGGCCCAGGGCCAGGCUGAGGGGGAGGGUCACCAGCAGCUGGGGUCAGAGCUGCUGGAACCCUCAAGAGAGGGGAGGGGGGGUCCCGGCUUUCCAAGGGGCUCUUCCUGUUGCCCGUAAUGAGGUACUUGGGGAGCAGGUGAUGAAACCACCGCCUGGGUUGCGUGAGGCGGGGCCACUGGCCUGAUUUGCUGCAGCCGCCCAGGAGCAGCGCCCCCUCCCCGCUUCGCCGCAUCCCACGGGCCCUCACCUCCCCCUGCCACCCACCUGCCUCUCACUUCUCCUUUCCUCCCCUCCUCUCCUGGCCUGGGUCGCCCGCCAGGCUGUGGCAUCUGGGCUCAGGGGUCUGCCACCCGUGCCCCCAUCUCAGCCCUGCUGGGAGGCGAGAAGGGGAACCUGACUCCUUCCUGAUCUUUUCUCUCAAACCAUCACUGCAAAACCUUUGAAGUCAGGAUUCCGUGACCCGUUGAAUAGGGGAGGAAGUGGGGGCUAGAUGUGGUCCAGCGUGUCGCCAUGAACGUCGCUGUGGUCUUGCAAGAUGGCAUGCUGACUCAGCGUGCCCAGUUCCAAGGCCUGGCCCUCUUUCUUCUGGCUUCUGGGAGGCCAAAAGGUCGACAGACCCCUCCAGCCCCACUCUCCUCCCCAGGUGGUGGAAGAAGGAUUCUCACUCCUAUUUGCUGGCAGGAAAUUGAGUUCUCCCAUGGGAAAGGCCAGCAGUAAAGGGUCAGUGGGAAGGUGGGCUUCCUUCCAGCCCCCCAUCUCCAUUGCCAGGGGACUAAGAGGCCUCUCUAGGCCAGGGAAGUGACAGUCUAUGGCCUGAAGAACCGGAGGCGUGUUUGUUGAUUGACUUAGUGACCACAAGUACCACCAUAGAGAGUUAUGAUGCUCCAGGCACUUGUGAAAUCUUCCUUCAUUCCCUGGCACUGGGCUCAGGCCUGGGACCCCAGGCUCCUCCCCAAUCCCAGGUGUGUGCCACCAGCUUAUCCUGUACUUUUAGUAACUGGACAAUCUGUCCACUUCUGCUCACCUGCAGCCCCCAUCCCGGUUCAGGCCCCAAGUCUCCCAGCUGGCCACCUGCCCUAGCCUCUCCCUGUCACUGCACUCCUACCAGGACAGACGCUGCUCCCCUCAGCAGCCAUGAGCAGUGGGAGCUUUGUGAAACAAAAUCUUUUGGUUGCGAUGAAUCCCGUAGAGAAAAAUGCACCAAUCACUGGAGUAGGGCUCACCAGUGUGCACAAACCAGACGCACCUGUGUACCCAGACCCUGGGCCAGGGAGCAGGACACCAAGCCCCCAGGACUCCCACUGCCCUGUUCUGGCGCUGGCCCAGGGUGGCCACUGGCUGACAUCCAUCACCGUAGAACAAGGUUGCUCCACCUAGCCUGAGACAAUGGGGAGGAAAAAAAUCCAGAUUUCACGCAUUCUGGACCAAAGGAAUCGGCAGGUGACAUUUACCAAGCGGAAGUUCGGGCUGAUGAAGAAAGCCUAUGAGCUGAGCGUGCUCUGCGACUGUGAGAUUGCCCUCAUCAUCUUCAACAGCGCCAACCGCCUCUUCCAGUACGCCAGCACAGACAUGGACCGCGUGCUCCUCAAGUACACGGAGUACAGUGAGCCCCACGAGAGCCGCACCAACACCGACAUCCUCGAGACACUGAAGCGGAGGGGUGUGGGCCUCGAUGGACCAGAGCUGGACCCAGAUGAGGGGCCUGAGGGGCCAGGAGAGAAACUGCGGAGGCUGGCAGGUGAUGGGGGUGACCCAGCCUUGCCCCGACCCCGACUCUAUCCAGCAGCCCCAACUAUGCCCAGCCCGGACAUGGUCUAUGGGGCCCUGCCCCCACCAGGCUGUGAACCCAGUGGGCUCGGAGAGGCCCUGUCCGCUCAGAGCCGCCCAUCCCCCUUCAGGCCAGCAGCCCCCAAAGUGGGGCCCCCAGGCCUGGCACACCCCCUCUUCUCGCCGAGCCACCUCGCCAGCAAGACACCACCUCCCCUGUACCUGGCAGCGGACGGGCGGAGGCCAGACCUGCCUGGUGGCUUGGCCGGGGCCCGGGGGGGACUGAGUACCUCGAGAGGCCUCUAUGGGAGCCUGCAGAGUCCAGGCUCCGCGGCAGCCCCAGGCCCUCCGCUCGGAAGCUUCCCCUUCCUCCCUGCAGGCCCCCCAGAAUAUGGCCUGGGAGACCCUCCUCCACCCCCCGGCUUGCUGCAGCCCCCCACUCUGGCCCCCUGGCAGCCCUCGAGGGGUGAUGGGCCCCCAGCCGGCCCCGCUCAGCCCAGCGGGGGCCGCAGCCUGGGCGAGGAGGGCCCACCCACCCGCGGCGCCUCCCCACCAACGCCCCCAGUCAGCAUCAAAUCGGAGCGCCUCUCGCCCGCCCCCGGGGGCCCCGGCGACUUUCCCAAGGCCUUCCCCUACCCCUUGCUCCUGGCCCGGCCGCUGGCAGAGCCCCUACGGCCCGGGCCCCCCCUGCGCCGGCUGUCCACUGCUGACAGCUGGCCCCGGUAGUGGACCCAGGGUUGCACCGGCCCUGCCCCCCCAUUCCAGGUGGAACGAGGGCACGUGGGGUCCCAACCUCCCUCCCCGCAUCCUGAGAGAAGACCCAGCACUUACGAGCCCCUCCGGGGUGGGGCCCGGGAGGGGGAAGGCUGGGUUGGGAUCCACGGUAGGGGGCUCCUUUCUCUCUUCCUGGGCGUGUAUCCACCAAUAAAACACGCGUGGCGUCC
Equus quagga is the source of this 4380-nucleotide messenger RNA. It is a transcript of the gene MEF2B, whose product is annotated as myocyte enhancer factor 2B. The coding region runs from base 3056 to 4162 and encodes 368 amino acids. Gene Ontology annotation, molecular function: DNA-binding transcription factor activity, RNA polymerase II-specific; protein dimerization activity; RNA polymerase II cis-regulatory region sequence-specific DNA binding. Gene Ontology annotation, biological process: positive regulation of transcription by RNA polymerase II. Lineage: Eukaryota; Metazoa; Chordata; Mammalia; Perissodactyla; Equidae. The record is from RefSeq and is a predicted model, not a curated record. The transcript has 9 exons.